UUUAUGUUUGACGGCUGUCAGAUUCUUUUACGUCAAGCUUUCAUUUCCGAGAGGAGUUUGUUAGCAGGCAAGAAAUUCCAGUCAAAAAAUGGCGAAAACAAAAAAGGUUGAGAAACGUAACAAGUCUGCCAUCAAUGAGGUGGUUACACGCGAGUGCACGAUUCACUUGUCGAAGCGUGUACACAACAUUGGUUUCAAAAAGCGAGCACCACGCGCCAUCAAGGAAAUCCGCAAAUUCGCUGAAAAGGAAAUGGGCACCAAUGAUGUGAGAAUCGAUACUCGCCUAAACAAGCACAUCUGGUCCAAGGGUAUCCGUUCGACUCCAGUUCGCGUACGUGUGCGCCUUGCUCGCAGGAGAAACGAUGAUGAGGAUUCACCCAACAAAUUGUACACAUUGGUGACAUAUGUGCCAGUUUCCACAUUUAAGAACCUGCAAACGGAAAAUGUUGAAUCCAGCGAUGAUUAAACAAAAUAAUGGAAUAUUGCAUGUGUGUAUGCAAUUAACUAAAUACAUCGUCCGGGUUUAGAAGUUUAUUAAAAUUACAGACUAAUGUUAAUAAA
Molecule: messenger RNA, 561 nt
Organism: Anastrepha obliqua
Lineage: Eukaryota; Metazoa; Arthropoda; Insecta; Diptera; Tephritidae
Gene: RpL31
Product: 60S ribosomal protein L31
Exons: 3
Coding region: 89-466 (125 amino acids)
Biological process (GO): cytoplasmic translation
Cellular component (GO): ribosome; cytosolic large ribosomal subunit
Molecular function (GO): structural constituent of ribosome
Source: RefSeq, a predicted model, not a curated record